Panicum hallii is the source of this 1289-nucleotide messenger RNA. RefSeq names its product 2-hydroxyisoflavanone dehydratase-like. Bases 22 to 1005 code for a protein of 327 amino acids. The record is from RefSeq and is a predicted model, not a curated record. The transcript has a single exon. Gene Ontology annotation, molecular function: hydrolase activity. NCBI's taxonomy places the organism in Eukaryota, Viridiplantae, Streptophyta, Magnoliopsida, Poales, Poaceae.
CCCCCCCCCCCCCGCCGCGCGAUGGCCGCCCUCCCCGUCGCGCCUCCGCCGGCCGCGGCGGACGACGAGAUCGUCUACGAGUCCAUGCCCUGCAUCCGCAUCUACAAGAACCGCGUGGAGCGCUACUUCGGCUCCGAGUUCGUCGCCGCCUCCACCGACGCCGCCACCGGCGUCGCGUCCAGGGACGUCGUCAUCUCCCCCAACGUCUCCGCGCGCCUCUACCUCCCGCGCCUCGAGGACGGGGCCGCCAAGCUCCCCGUCCUCGUCUACUACCACGGCGGCGGCUUCUGCCUCGGCUCCGCCUUCAACCCCACCUUCCACGCCUACUUCAACAGCUUCGCGGCGCUCGCCAACGUCCUCGUCGUCUCCGUCGAGUACCGCCUCGCCCCCGAGCACCCCGUCCCCGCCGCCUACGCCGACUCCUGGGAGGCCCUCGCCUGGGUCGUCUCCCACCUCGCCGGUCCCGCCAACGACGGCAAGGACCCGUGGGUCGCGGGCCACGCCGACUUCUCCCGCCUCUACCUCGGCGGCGAGAGCGCGGGCUCCAACAUCGCGCACCACAUGGCGAUGCGCGUCGCCGCGGAGGGGCUGCCCCACGGCGCCCAGAUCCGGGGCCUCGUCAUGAUCCACCCCUACUUCCUGGGCACCGACAAGGUGCCCUCCGACGACCUCGACCCCGUGGCGCGCGAGAGCCUGGGCUCCCUGUGGCGCGUCAUGUGCCCGGCCACCACCGGCGAGGACGACCCGCUCAUCAACCCCUUCGUGGACGGCGCGCCGCCGCUGGCGUCCCUGGCGUGCGGCCGCGUGCUCGUGUGCAUCGGCGAGGGCGACGUGCUCCGCGACCGCGGCCGCGCCUACUACGACCGGCUCAGGGCCAGCGGCUGGCAAGGCGAGGCCGCGAUCUGGCAGGCGCCCGACAAGGGCCACACGUUCCACCUCCUGGAGCCGUGCUGCGACGAGGCCGUCGCGCAGGACAAGGUCAUCAGCGACUUCCUCAACCGCUGACUCGCCUCAUCUCGCCGCCGGCGGUGGCGUAUACGCGGCAAUCGGAUUGAAUAACUGCAGCUUCGUCGCCGAUGAAUGCUGCUGCGCUGCACUACUUACUAGUCUGUUUCAGAUUCAGAAAUUGUGCCUCUGUUCUUUGCAAGGGGGAUUGCCAUUGUUGGGAGGCAUUGGUGUUGUAUUGCUUUGGAAAUUAGGGGAUGCUGAUACAGUCAUAGUGUCAUACAGAUGAAUUAUACUUGUUGGACGCACAGAAAUUGAUGAAACAUCGAUUUGAUCUUCGAUUA